AUGAAGUUUACGCAAGUCGCACUUCCACUUCUUUUCUCUGGUGCAGCUAUUGCUGCACCAGCUGUCUCCAAGACAUUGAAGGCAAGAUCUACUCAGAUUUGUGGUCAAUACGACAGUGUUGCCACUGGAGCUUACACCGUCUACCAAGAUCUUUGGGGUAAAGAUGCUGCAUCAUCUGGAUCCCAAUGUUCGACUGUUGAGUCUCUGAGUGGUACUACCAUAGCCUGGUCUACCUCGUGGAGCUGGGCAGGUGCCUCAAGCAGUGUCAAGUCAUACGCAAAUGUUGCCCUUGACUCAGUUGCUAAGACUGGUGUUCAAGUCUCUUCCAUUGCUAGCAUCCCAGCUAUCUGGAAGUGGGGAUACACCGGAUCUUCCAUCGUCGCCGAUGUUUCCUGGGAUGUUUUCACUGCUGCUACUUCCGGCGGAACCAACGAAUACGAAAUCAUGAUCUGGUUGGCUGCCAUUGGAGGUGCUGGACCAAUCUCAUCCACUGGUUCUGCCAUUGCCACUGCCACCAUUGCUGGUCACGAAUUCAAAUUGUACUCUGGACCAAAUGGAGACACCACUGUCUACUCUUUCGUUGCCACCUCCGAGGCCACCAACUUUGAUGGAGACCUUUUGGACUUCUUAACCUACUUGUCCACCAACGAAGGAUGGUCCACCAGCCAAUACAUUAACGUUUUGGAAGCUGGAACUGAGCCUUUCACUGGAACCGAUGCAGUAUUCAGCGUCUCCGCCUACAGUGUUGCAAUCUCUCUGGGAAGUUCCUCCGCAGUCAAAGCAGUCUCCAGCACAUCCACAUCCUCAACUAAAGUAGCCCCAGCCUCAACAUCCUCCGCACAAACACACACUAGCACUACUAAGGCAGCAGUCGCUGCCUCAGUUACCCCAACAUCAUCUGCAAAAGCACAAGUUAGCACUACCAAGGCUGCAGCAGUCUCAACCUCUACCACUUCCUCUUCCUCAAUUGGUUCUGUUGCUUUGUACGGUAACUGCACUGGUGGAUUGACUUGCUCUGCCGGUAGCUGUGUCGUGCAGAACGCAUACUACUCUCAGUUAAUUACGGCAAUCAUGUUCUUGGUUAAAUCGAAGAACGGUCUUGCAGAGGCCAUCCUAACUGAACCUUUCGACAUGUCUACUUAA
Sclerotinia borealis F-4128 is the source of this 1143-nucleotide messenger RNA. Lineage: Eukaryota; Fungi; Ascomycota; Leotiomycetes; Helotiales; Sclerotiniaceae. The record is from the annotation of a GenBank genome assembly.